GCCGAUUGAUGGGGAAAAACUUCUAAAUGGAUCCUCGAAUCCAAGCUAUUCUUGCACAGUACGAAGAGGAAGAGCAGAAGGAAGCACUAAAGUACAAACCUAAAACGCCAGAGCCACCGAAAAGCUUUGAACAAUGGUUAGAGAGAAGACCGACAGGGUUUCAGGAAUGGCCUGACUCGGUGGAAUUUGACAAGGAUUUUAGCGUUUCAGUUGCUUCUGUAGGAUUAGGAAGUUUAGAUGAUAUCAUUGAAGACCUUGGAAGUCAUGCACGUAUCCUUCUAUUAGUUUGUUAACCCGAAUCCUGAGCUUAGGUUUAUGUUCAGCCCUUCUCUACAACAUUAGUUAACUUAAUAUAGGGUGAAUUGCUGGAGACAAGAAAUUUACGGCGUGCAUAAGGAACAUAAGGCGUUGUUGAAGAACCUUUAAAUUAUGGAAUUACUCUUGUAUAUACUUGGGCUUGUUUGCCAAUUGCAAAUUUUCUAUUAUUAUGGAAAAUACAAUACAAAACAACAGAACUAAUGGCCGGCCACCUUGUUGUUUGUCCUUGUGGAUACAUUCACUUGUAUUUUAACCUCUAUGCAAUAGCCACGUCUCUAGAAUGGUUAUUAUCUGAAAGGUGGCCACUGUGGAAGGGUUCAAGUGUAUUUAAGGGGGGAAAGGGGAACAGCACAGGUACAAUUUUAAAUCUUACUUGUUAUUGAGUUCUGUGAUGUAGUGGCAAGAAAAGGCUCGUACUAAUCAGUGUUAAAGUUUGUUGCAGUUAAUUUUUUAUUUGAGUUAAUUUUCAUAUUUCUUUUGUUUCAAAUUCAUUAGCAUUUAUUACCAUACCCAAAAACAAUGGAAAAAUAGAAAGUAAGUGAGAUAAAAAAAUGAACUACAACAGUUUUGCAUGUAGAGGUGGGUACUGUAGCAGUGUCUAUGGAAGGGGUACAGGGGGCGUCUGUGGAGAGGGGGGGGGGGCUGGUCCCCACCUUAUUCAUAGGCCAAGCUAAGGCUUGCGUGGCUGAGAAAAAAACAAAUUUUUAGAGUGGGUCCACCCCUUUUAAAUCAGGUUCUGUGUAAGUGUACCCUUCCACCUGCUUGAGGGAUCUGCUUGGUAGGGAAGGUACACUGUGGCUAUGGUGUUAAGUUAAAGGAAUUUGUGAGUUGCUGGCAAAUUUCUUUGAAUAUCCAUACCAUAUUUACUCGAAUAAGUGCCGCAGUGCUUAUGUAAUUUUUCGUGUCUCCGGUGCGGCACUUAUUCGAGGGCGGGGCUUAUUUAAAAGGCUCAUACCACAAAGACAAAACAUUUUGAUUGUACAAUUUAGUUUACUUCAUGAGUAUUUUUUCAUGGCUUACCGACUUGAAGUUAACCUAAGUUAACUGCUAUAAAAGGUAACUAUACUUUUGUGCAGGUCUUCAAUAACUCUUUACUUGAUGUCAAUGUCCUGACUGUUGCUGAAAGUUCACAAGAUCUAACAAAUGAUUAGAGUGUAUUUUUAUUAUCUUAUGGAAAUACUCAAAUAAGCGCUGCACCGGAGCUGCAGCCCUUAUUCAAGGGCGGCGCUUAUUGACUCUUCCACUCCAUGUGCAGCGCUUGAUCGAGGGCAGCACUUAUUCGGGGGCAGCGCUUAUUCGAGUAAAUCGGUAUAUCCCUUUAGUGGGUCAGUGGAAUUUCUGAGGGGGUAGGGAAUCUCUUUGGCCAACAUUUUUGGAAAGGAAAGUCUGAAGCUAAGCUAAAAUUUGCAGAGUAAGGGGAAAACUCCAGUAAAAUUUAUAAUAGUAAUGUUACAGGCUACCCUGAUUUCAGCAGGUAGUUGCUUUCAAAGUUCUAAUGUGAAUGGUUGAGUAGUUCUUCUGUUUUCCUUGAUAACAAGUUAUUGCUAGCCUUGGGAAUUGGCUUGAUUGAUGAAGUGAACGAUGACAUACAGGAACUUGAAAAAAAGCUUCAAGUUUACUCAAGUCAGGUUUUAACUGACAAAGAAAGACCACAAACUACUGUGCAAACUCUUAGUCCAGCAAAUAUUAAAGGUGAGUUUUUUUAUUUAUGCUUUUCAGUGACAUUCAUAUAACAUAAUUAUAUAAUUCACAGACUUGCCAGAGGCUGACCUCAUGAUUCUCAUAGUAAAAUAUCUGUAAACUAAGUAAAAUGGGUGGAGCAAAUGUUUUAGGCCACAAAGCGGCUAAGCAAAUAAUAAGGUUGCAAAGAGUCCAUGCAGUAUUAAAAAAUAGGAUGAAGGAAUUUUUCACAAGUCUAAUUAUUGGAGUGCACUUUAGUUUGAAGAAGUAGUGAAUGUGCAUGAAAGGAUGUUGUAAAUCCAUCUACAUGUUCAUUAUCAUACAUUCAUAAACAAUGAUUCCUUUUUGUUUUUCGAAGAAGAAAAAACUGGUUUUAUUCUAUGUUGAAGUGGUUGCCUUGUACAUGUAAUUUGUUGACUUUGUGACAAAAAAGUAUGAAGUCUCCUGUAGUUAAUAUAUAUAUAUAUAUAUAUAUAUAUAUAUAUAUAUAUAUAUAAGUAGAUAAAAUGAAGACUUCAUCUGCUAUAAGAGUGCUCAAUGGUAACACCAGAGCUGUAAAUAGAUAAAAGAUGAACUUCUGGAGUCGGACUAGUUCAAAAACAUUUAAUCGCUACUCGGAGUUUCAUGCCUCUAGAGAAGCAAUCAUCAGGCGACUGACAACAUUAGCGGUCACAUGUAAAGAUAUACAAAUUUGAAAAGACGUAAGAAUUCUGAUUGGACGGCUAAAAUGCUUAACGAACAGGUAAAUCUAUAUUAGGUUAUCGCGGUAUUUAAAAGAAAUUUCUUAGAAUGUCUACAGAUCGAUGACAGUUCGUUUCUACGAUUGAGUGUCGACAUUUCCGGUUUGCAAAUAAUAAAGUAUUUCUCCCACAGGCAGAGAUUACAUUUCUUGUUGACAUUAGAGUAAGACCUAGCUUGCUUUACUUUUCUCCACUUAAUUUGGUAAUCAAUUUUGCGUUGUUUUAGGUUCCAUACGUAUUUGCUAAGCUCUGUGCUAUUCUUGUAUCUUUCGUUCCUGAAAGAGCAUUUAUGGUUAUUGAAUCGUUCCUUAAACAUCGUGUCACAUAGGCCGACGUACGUUUCUUUUGACUGUGGAGUCGUGACCUCUGCUUGGUAUACAAUGUUCUGGAUUUUGCAAUUUCCCUCAAGCGGGCAAGAAUCUUUUUUGCGGCAAUUGCAGCCAGCGACUUCUUCCGAUUGGGCUACUGGUUUGCUGAUCUGGGCUUUGUUGUGGCUGGAGAUGAUAGUUUUCACGUUGCUCAUGCAGCUGUAGCUCAACUUAAGGCUGUUCCGGUUAAAUAUCUUAUGCAGUGGGUUUGAUUUGGGGAAAUGCAGAUCAACUAAUUUGAGGAAGCAUUUUCCGAUUUUCGUUUCAACAUUUUGGCUGUAAGGUGGGUUGAACCAAGUAAUGUUUCUAUGCCGUUGGUUUUGUCGUGAUGUUUUAGGGAUUGGCACUUUGUAUGAAAGAUUAUAAUUGUGGCCACAUUUAUUAAGAGCAUCUUGGUACGCAUCUUUGGCUUUGUCAAAGCAUUCUUUGUCCGAUGAAAUUUCACUUAGGCACUUAUUGAUGGAUUCGGGAAUGUUCUUUAUGAUGGAAGGUGGGUGAUUCGAUUGCUUGUGUACGUAGAUGGGUGUAUUUCCUUCUUUCAUGUAUGGGGAGUGCUUUUCGCUUUUUAGGUCGAGUGUGACAUCUAAAAAAUUUACUUUGGUGAGGUUGGCUCCCACCAUGAUUUUAAGAUCAUUGUCGCGGAAGAUCUGGCAGAUAUCUUUCUUAACUCUUUCGAUCUCACGUGGUGUUUUGUUGAAUGCCGACAGCCCGUCGUCACGAUAGAGACUGAUGUUCCUUCCGAACUUUUCUGUAAGGCGUGACAGGAUGUAGCAACCAACUAGUUCGCAUGUUUCGGCCCCAUCGAACGACCCCAUGGUGACAUCAAAUCUGUCGUUGGAGUUUUUCUUCUCCCAGGGGACAUGUUUGCUGAACACCAGUGAUCUUUUAGCGUGUAUGAUAAUGUCACGCUCAUGUUGGCUGAUGGGGCGGUAGCUGUUAGCGAAAUCCAGCGCUUUGCAGAGCAGCUUCUCUGUUAUCGACGGGUAAAAAUUGACGUGUAAAAAUCACACACGUCGAUUUUUACCCGUCGAUAACAGAGAAGCUGCUCUGCAAAGCGCUGGAUUUCGCUAACAGCUACCGCCCCAUCAGCCAACAUGAGCGUGACAUUAUCAUACAUAUAUAUAUAUAUAUAUAUAUAUGUUAUAUCCAUUUUAAUUAUUGAAACAGCAAGCUGAAUUAAGUUUAUCAUGAAUGCAAAUUUGUGUUGAUGUAUCUUAAACAGCCAUAAGCACAGAGAUCCCAGCAGAAAUUAUCAACAAGAAAGAGAAAUCUGUUCAGAAGGUAAGAUGAAUAAGGUUGUCAUUCAUGUGCAUGCAUAAUCAUCAUUAUAGCUUAUCAUAUUCAGGGAUUCUGAUUUUAUGUGACAGUGUAGUGUUGCACUAUUUAUCUCAAAUUGUAUCCAGGUAUAUAGUCCACAGGAAAUUUAUCAUUUAUUUAAAAUAUUUGUAAAAUAAUAUGCUAAUUUCAUGUUAUUUGGAAAUGUUAUGUAGAGACAGACCUCCUGAAAUUUUUUGCAAUUGCUGUGAAACUACAGCAAGGAUUAGCUGUUAAUUCUGAACAAAAUAAUACUUUGUAGAAAUUGCAUAAUUUGCUACAUGUGCAUCCUUGGCAUGCAUCCAACAGGGUGGGAGAUGGAGAGGAAGAGAAAAAGAGAGGGGGAUUGGGGAGAGCUGGUAAGGGACUCCUGCCAUAAGAACCCCUUUUGCCGGUCACUUUUUGUGGCUGCUUCUAUCCACAAAUUUGCUUUGAGUUGUAACGAGUAUUGACGUUUAUAUAAGUAAGAAACAACCAAGGUAGUUAACAGGCAUCGAAGGAAACUUGUCUUACUGGCAUAAGCUUUGGAGGGUCAAGACGUUUCACCCAUGCUGGGAAAUGCUCCCUGUCUGUGAAUGGUCAUGUAUUGACAGUUCACGUUUAUCAGAUAAGUUGGGAAAUUGGUGGGCGGAAUGCAAAAACACCAGCUCUCGUAGCAAGUGCAGUCCCCCUCCCGCUUCCCCUUCAUGCUUUUCUUCCCCUUGCCCAGCCAGCCUUUCAUUUCGCAUUUCCAACUCAGAUGAUUCCAAUGUGAACAUGUUAAAUAAUUUAUCAUUAAUGUUAAGCAAAAUUAAUGUGACUGCUCUGUUAGCUCAAUUUUUCUUUAUUUAGUAUGGUCUUGGAGAUGAACAAGCCAGCAGAAUGAAGAGUGUUCUGGUAAAUGUUCUUUAAAUUUCCAUGGCCGAUGUCCUUAACCCAUUCGCCCCUGAACCGCCCGUAACCGCCCGUGCGGAUCCAGGUCCUUUCUACCCUUUGUGACGUCAUCAGUUUUAACGAUCAAGGACAACACUUUCUUCGCUAACUUGUGCAGAGUGAAGAGAUCUUUCAAACCAUACCAGAAUGAGCACAAUUCAGUCAAGGACACCGGAGAAAGAAGCAAAAAACCACGUGACAAGGACCUGAAAAUCUCCAUGAAAAUCUUGUUCCAUUACCCACCUACCUUUCCUUUCACCUAAUCCUAAGAUCCUAAAAGCUUUCCUAAAAACUCUUCCCACCAAAAUGAAGCCUACUAAAUGCCCAGCAAGAGAAAAAAAAAUGAGGCAAGAAAAGCAAAAAAAGAAGGGAGGAGAGAAAGCGAAAAGUAAACGUCAAGACUGCUGUCUCACUUUUAAACCGGACAGCAGCUAAAUUCAAGGCAAAAAUAAAUUAUAAAUGUUUGACUGAAAUAUAGUUGAGCCUCUCCUUAACGGUCACCUUUGGGGCAGAAGAAAAUGACUGUUGUAGAGAGGUGGCCGUUGUAAGAGUCAAUAGGGCCAUUUAUACGGGGAAAAAUAAGACGCGUCUUACAUAGGACGCGUCUUAAAUAAGACACGAACUUUCCGUAUAAACGGCACAUUUCAUCUAAAAUAAGACGCGUCUUAGCUAAGACGCGUCUUAUUUUAGAACAGCCCUUAACACCUGUUCUCAGAUAAGACGUGUCUUAGCUAAGACGAGAAAAACUUCGUAUAAAUGACCUUCGUGUCUUAAAUAAGACGCGAACGCAUAGUACUCAUGCAUUAAUUUUUGGCGCGCUACGUUGGAUUGGAGUUGCUACGGGCAACAUUCACAUGAAAACGAGUCAAGAACAGAAAUAAGACGCGAACCAUUUAUACUAGCUGUUCUCAUCUUAGAUAAGACAUGCUCGUAUAAAUGGUACAGUUCGUGUCUUAUUUAAGACGCGUCUUAUGUAAGACGCAUCUUAUUUUUCCUCGUAUAAAUGGCCCUAAUGUAUGGACUGUCCGCCAAAAAUAGUGGCUGUUGUAGAGUGGUGGCUGCUGGUGGAGGUUUGACUGUACAUUGUAAACUCCCACUAUUACAGGCUCUUGCUAAUGAGGACACUGACUCAAGAACCCUACAGUGUCUGCUAUACAGGGAGUUGACCGCAUGGAAGUACCCCCCCCCCUCUCUGGGCUGUACAUGUACCUAAAGGCAAGGUUAAUGAUAACAAAUGUUAUUUAUCUUCUUUACAGUAUACUUCCUAUCCUGGAUUCUUUCCAAAUGAAGUUACUCCAUUACCAGGACAGCUUGAAGCUCCUCAGUUGCUAAACAGAGUAACCAAGGCUCAGUGUUUUCCUGUGAGUGGAUGUGUGGCAUAGUCGAUCUGUUUUACAUUUAGUGGAUAGGGUUGACCAGGGGUUAUCAGCAAAGUUUUGUAUGUUGUGUAUUGUAUAGGGUGAAGGACGAUUCACAUCAAAGUCUAAUUCUGAAUGUCCUGUAGCAGUACAUGUACAUGCCAAUGAUGAUCUGUAAAAAUAUCAGAUAUUUUUUUCUACAUGUCCCCAUCAAUUGAAACAGCCUGUGCACAUGUAGCUGUUGUUUUUGUCUGGUGAGCAUGAAAAUGCACAGCCAUGAAGCAUGCACCUAGGAGUGUAGCAUCCAUAUAUAUACACAUAUGCCCAUGCAUACACGUACAGACUACAGCUGAAAAAUGGGAAAAAAAUGUAUUUUUUAUUUUCUGACUGAUACAUUUUUCGCACUAUAUUGGUGUCUUCAUGUUAGUAUUAUUAAUUAUUAUAAUCUUUUAUUAUUCCAUAAUACAAGUGACAUCACCAGCCUCUCUUGUAAACACUGUACCUUACCUAGACUUAGAGAUGAGUAAAAUAAACUAACUACUGCAUUUUCAUGCGCAUUAUUUUGCUGAAAUGUCCUGCAGAAAAUGCCGGAAAUGGAAUUUCUGAGAUCCUAAAUUCAAGAAUUUUCUGGGGAGAAUUCCCCCACCCAGACCCCCCUAGGUUGAGCCGCCUUCGGCGCUACAACUUUUCUUCCCCGUGUGUGUACACCUUCCAAAUCUCAUAUCAAUGCCUCUGGCACCACCCAUUGCCUUGCAGCAUUGCCUGCCACUCGCCCUGCUCCUCUUUGCCUACAUGCAUUAUGUAAUUUUUUUUUGGUUUCAAAAUGUAGUCCAUCGUGCUCAUGCCGACCUCAUUACUCAACUGUUUCUAUGUUGUGUUUUUAACUGCUACUUAACAUGUGUUUCAAGUUAAUACUUUUUGACAAAAUAAAUUAAGGUUGUUUAUAUUUUUUCCUGGUGUCUAGUCAACUUUCCGUAAACGAUGGAAGAAACUAUUCUUAUCAGAAGGAUCUGUGAUUUUGCUGCAGGUAAAUGUUUUAAUGAAAUAUGAGCACCUACUUAUUUUGAACUAGCUUAUUGACCACUAUGCAAUACGUGGGUAAAUAAAUGAUUGUAUUGUAUUGUAUGGGCUGACCACCAUGCCAAGAAAUGCUCAUAUAGGGGCUACAAAUUGUGAGUCUACCAGCGGGUGAAGCUCGCAGGCAUUGUUGGUUUUCAGUCACUGGUAAAGUGUAGAUUGCACGUACGCUUAAGUCAACCUUCUCACAUUACAUGUAGAUUGAAUAUGCCAAUCCGUUAAAUAGUGGCUGUUCAAGCCAGAAGCUCUUUUAUUUUAUUAAAACAGGUUAGCAGAUUUUGACUGUUUGUCCACCGAUAAACUUUCAGGGGCACCCAACGAGGAUAUAGUUCAAAACCACUUAACAUAGCAUUGUUGAACGUAUUUUAGUAUUCAAACGGUACAUAUAGGCAUAUUUUUAUCCCCUAAAAACUUUCUAUCUGUUCGGAUUUCCUAGCUGAAAGUCUAAUGAUCCGAAAAUUAUAGGGAUAAAAACUUACCUUCUCGAAAAUUUCAGCCAGGAAAAGGCUCACGAAAAUUCUAGGUGGCCUUUUUUAAGGUCAAAAUCCGUCAAAAAUGGGUAAUUAUACCAUUUUGUAGAUGUUCGAAAAUCCUAGGAGAGGCAGGCAAGCAAGAAAUUUUACAACAAAUGCUCCGACAUGACAUUUUUACGUUGCCUUCAGCCUACAUUAAUUUCAUGAACGUUUAAUGAUCAUUUGUAGGAUACUUUCUGGUGGUUCUUUCUGGAAAGAUUUCAGGUCAGUUGACUGAAAGUUACAGCUUUACUUAACAUAAUGUCUUUAACGCAACAACAAGAAAACAGUACCUAAAAGAGAAAGUAAAAUUUGCCAUCGUUUUAAUUCACGUCCUCCAUAAAACGAGGCUUCACGAGCUUAAAACUGCGAUGCAUGUGUAGAAUUGUUGUUGUUAAAGCUCUCGUUGCGUUGUGUUAGCUUAGAAGGUUGUUACUGGUUAUAGCCCGGCCCCCUCAGUCUGACCAGUCCGUGUUGUUUCUUCAUCUGUUAAUUGUAGAGAUGGGAAAGUGGAGCCUCCAAGCAAUGUUUUGAAUACAACUCAUUGCGAUGUACCAGCUCCUGGUUAGACUGCGAGUAAUCUCUGUUUUUCUUUCCUUACACCUUCAGUCAUGCGCAUGGUCAUUUGCGUUUCUUGCGUGUUUCGCUCAACGGAAUAAGAAAAAAGAGAGACUGCUUGUAAAAUAGCUCCUGGUACAGGGGGUAUUUACCGUUUACACAGGAAAACCGAAAAUUCUGAUUGGAAAAUCAAAUGAAUGGCACCUUUCUGACACAUUCAAACAAACAUGCGAGCGUAUGAAACCCUCUUACAUGGCAUAUUUGACAUUUGACAUUUUGACUCGAAAAAAGAUUUCUCUGGAAAGUCCGUUGUGGCAUUUUUAUUAUUUUAACAUGCAACCUGUAAACUCCUUUCGCAUCGCGCUUCUCCAAGUUACUUCUGUCCUUGGUUGUAAUUUUUCUAUUCUGUUUCAGCCUGAUUGUAAGAAGGCCCAAAACGGAUUGUUUAGCAGAAUAGCGGACAGUUUCGUCUCCUUAUUUUUCAGCGUUAGUGCAGAUUUCAAAGACAGGUUUUUUCAGGUAUGAUUUUAACUUUUACAAACUUUUGUAUACUGCAAGUAUAUGUAAAAUGCUUUCUGACCUAAGGUCAAAAUUUUAAAAGUUCUGACAAAUUGGCUGUAGACUGUUCACAGUCCCCUAUUUUUCCGUGAGAUCAUGGUUGUGAUAUAGCGCGUCUUACCGUUAAUGGCGGCCAUCUUGAUUUUCAAAUGACCAAGGGGGUGGACGUCAGAUAUUAUACAUGUAGCUCUACCGUCCUCCACCCCCUAAGUAGUUUUGACACUCAUCCAAGAUGGCAACCCGUAAUGCAUAGCGAUCGAUCUUGAGGAUCUUAUGGGAAAAUAGGGGACUGUGAACAGUCUAAAUUGGCUGUAGUGAACCCCCUUUUAACCGAUUAGUCUCUUAGAUAAAGUUUCUAAUUAUUGUUUGCCUUAUAUUGUAGCCUGGGAAAACAACCGACAUUUCACGACCCCACCACUAGUUUCCCCGUAAAGAUGGGCUAACUGAGGAACCAGCGCAAACAUUUCAUACUAAUGAUGUGACGCUACCCAGAUCUGGGUGUUGCUUCUGAUUGGUGGUGCUGUGAGUGACAUUUGCCUCAACCAAUCAGGAGCUCUACCCACAACCCGUUCCUCAGACGUCAUUUUUCGGGAUAACCACGAGUGGCUUCGUGAAAUGUUGGCUGUUAACUGUUAGUUGUUUACCAUUUAAAUGGGCAACCUAGUCGGUUCACGGCUUGGGCAAAUGGUCAGAAAAAAUUUCGUUGUGGAGUCGCAUUUACCAUUAAUUGCACAGAUCAGUUACAUUCACCAAAAACCGACCGCGAAGGCCUGAAACUGGUAUCAAAGAUGGCUUUGAAGAAAUGGAACACGAAUUUCUGUUUGGAAUAAUCCUUCUGGAAACACAGGACUACCUUUUCAGAUGUUCUGUUGCUUCUGGAAAUUGUCCACUGGAAUGACUCAAAAAGUCGUGCUCCAUUUACUUUCCAACUGGAUUUUUCAGAAACAUUUGUAAAUGGUCAACAACCGUUUUCUCAGGCUACAAAUAUUGUUGUUUUUGGUGUUUAUUUAGUUCUUCGCUGAUUGUCUUGCACAAGCCGUUUAUGCUGCAUACUGUGAAGUGUUUCCACGUUCUUAUCAACUGUUUGAUGAUGACUUCAAGAAUUUCCUUCUUAACACCAUCUCUGAAUGGGUAACAGGUAAACACAACUACAGAAAGCAAGUAUUUAACCCCUGCAUGUACCUAGAGUUAAGAAAGGGAGGGAAAAAACAGAAGGGAAAGAAACAGUAGGAAGUUGAAGCAACCGCGUCGACGAAGUUGUUCCAUGUAGAAAAUCAGAAUUUGGGAAUUUUUACUUGUCGAAUCAAUAUUAUUGGGUCUUGGAAUGGCUUUAUGGUCGUUUUGAUCCAAAGUCGUUUCGAUCCAAGGUAUUUCCAUCAAAACUAAAGUCAUUUCGAUCCAUCAUCAAAGUCGAUUCAGUCGUCGUAGAAAGUCGGUUAGAUUCAACCAACUAAUAAUUACCGUACUAAACAAGUCCCAAUUUCAUCUUUUCCAACAUCAACGAUCCAACAAGUGUGUUUCUAUACUUCUAUACAAUGUGACUGCCAUUUUGAACAUAUUUGCAAUAUUAGUACCCAGGCCUUAAGAUUGUUGGUGUUUUCACUGUCAUCGCUGUUGUCGCUGUUAUCACUUUGUCACUGACUGUUGUCGCUGUUGUCACUGUUGUCCCUGUUGUCACUGUUGUCAUUGUUCUCACUGUUGUCAUUGUUCUCACUGUUGUCACUGUUGACCCUGUUGUCGCCAAUGUUGCUGUUGUCACUGUUGUCGCUGUUGUCACUGUUGUCAUUGUUGUCGCUGUUGUCACUGUUGUCAAUGUUGUCGCUAUUGUCACUGUCUUCACUGUCAUCGCUGUUGUCGCUAUUGUCGCUGUUGUCGUUGUCACUAACGUCGCCGUUGUCACUGUUGUCGCUGUUGUCACUAGUUUCGUUGUCACUGUUGUCAGUGUUGUCGCUGUUGUCACUGUUACAGCUGUUGUUGCUGUUAUCACUGUUGUCACUGAUGGUUGUCACUGUUGCCGCUCUUGUCACUGUUGGCUCUGUUGUCGCUGUUGUCGCUAUUGUCGCUGUUUUGACGGUCAUCAUUGUUGUCGCUGUUAUCGCCGUUGUCACUGUUGUCACUGUUUGCGCUAGUGUCACCGUUGUCGCUGUUGCCACUGUUGUCGCUGUUCUUGCGGUUGUCACUGUUGUCACAGUAGAUGCUGUUAUCACUGUUGUCGCUGGUCGGUGUUAUCACUGUUCUCGCUGCUGUCACUGUUGUCAUUGACACUGUUGUCACCAUUGUCACUGUUGUCGCUGUUGUCACUGAUGUCGCUGUUGUCACUGUUGUCACUGUUGUCACUAUUGUCACUGUUGUCGUUUUCACUGUUGUCACAGUUGUCGCUGUUGUCACUGUUGUUGUGGUUGUCGUUGUCACUGUUGUCGUUGUCGCUGUUGUCACUGUUGUCGUUGUCACCGUUGUCGCUGUUGUCACUGUUAAUGCUGUUGUCACUGUUCUUACUGUUGUCGCUUUUGUCGUUUUCACAGUUGUCGCUGUUGUUACCGUUGUCGCUGUUGUCACUGUUGUUGUUGUCACUGUUGCCGCUGUUGUGGUUAUCAUUGUUGUCAGUGUUGUCGUUGUCACUAUUGUUGCUGUUGUCAUUGUCACUGUUGUCACUGUUGUUGCUGUUUUCACUGUUCUCACUGUUGUCCCUGUUGUCGCUGUUGUCAUUGUCGCUGUUUUCGCUGUUGUCAUUGUCACCGUUGUCGCUGUUGUGGUUAUCACUGUUGCCAGUGUUAUCGUAGUCACCAUUGUCACUGUUGCCGUUGUCACCGUUGUCGCUGUUGUCGCUGUUGUCGCUGUUUUCACUGUUGUCACUGUUGUCGCUGUUGUCACUGUUUUCACUGUUGUCGUUGUCACCGUUGUCGCUGUUGUAACCGUUGUCACCAUUGUCGCUGUUCUUGCGGUUGUCACUGUUGUCAUGGUAGAUGCUGUUAUCCCUGUUUUUGCUGGUCGCUGUUAUCACUGUUUUUGCUGCUGUCACUGUUGUCAUUGACACUGUUGUCGCCAUUGUCACUGUUGUCGCUUUUGUCACUAAUGUCGCUGUUGUCACUUUUGUCGCUAUUGUCACUGUUGUUGUGGUUGUCGUUGUCACUGUUGUCGCUGUUGUUACUGUUAACACUAUUGUCACUGUUAUCCCGGUUCUUGUUGUUGUCACUGUUUUGAUGUCACUGUUGUCACUGUUGUCGCUGUUGUCACUGUCGUUGUUGUUGUCACUGUUAACACCGUGGUCGUUGUCACUCUUCUCGCUGUUGUCGUUGUCACCAUUGUCGCUGUUGUCACUGUUAACGCCGUUGUUACUGCUGUCACUGUUGUCGCUGUUGUCACUGUUGUCGCUGUUGUCACUGUUGUCGCUGUUAUCACUGUUGUCAUUGUUGUCACGGUUAUCGUUGUCACCGUUGUCGCUGUUGUCACCGUGGUCACUGUUGUCGCUGUUGUCACCGUUGUCGUUGUCACUGUCGUCGUUGUCACUGUUGCUGUUGUCACCGUUGUCACUGUUAACGCUGUUGUCACCGUUGUCACUGUUGUCGCUGUUGUCGUUGUCACUGUUGUCGCUGUUGUCACUGUUGUCGCUGUUGUCGCUGUUGUCAUUGUCACCGUUGUCGCUGUUGUCACCGUUGUCGAUGUUGUUGUUGUCACUGUAGUCGUUGUCACUGUUGUCAGUGUUGUCGUUGUCAAUGUUAUCGCUGUUGUCGUUGUCACCAUUGUCGCUGUUGUCACCGUUGACGCUGUUGUCGUUGUCAUUCUUGUCGCUGUUGUCAACGUUGUCGUUGUUGUCACUGUUGUCAUUGUCCAGGUUGUUGCUGUUUUCGCUGCUCUCAUUGACACUGUUGUCGCGGUUGUCACUGUUGUCACCGUUGUCGUUGUCACUGUUGUCGCUGUCGUCACCAUUGUCACUGUUGUUAUUGUUACCGUUGUCGCUGUUGUCACCGUUUUCACUGUUUUCACUGUUGUCACUGCUGUCGCUGUUGUCGUUGUAAGCGUUGUCGAUGUUGUCACUGUUGUCACUGUUGUCACUGUUGACGCUGUUGUCACCGUUGUCACUGUUGUCUCUGUUGUCACUGUUGUCUCUGUUGUCACUGUUGUCUCUAUUGUCACUGUUGUCGUUGUCACUGUUGUCGCUGUUGUCACCGUUGUCACUGUUGUCUCUGUUGUCACUGUUGUCUCUAAUGUUACUGUUGUCGUUGUCACUGUUGUCGCUGUUGUCACCGUUGUUACUGUUGUCGCUGUUGUCACCGUUGUCACUGUUGUCUCUGUUGUCACUGUUGUCUCUAAUGUCACUGUUGUCGUUGUCACUGUUGUCGCUCUUGUCACUGUCGUUGCCGUUGUCGUUGUCAACGUUGUCGCUGUUGUCACUGUUGUCACGGUUGUCGCUGUUGUCACCGUUGUCGUUGUUACUGUUGUCGCUGUUGUCGUUGUCACCGUUGUCGCUGUUGUCACCGUUGUCACUGUUGUUGCUGUUGUCACCGUUGUCGCUGUUGUCGCUGUUGUCACCGUUCUCACUGUCCUCGCUGUUGUCACCGUUGUCGUUGUCACUAUUGUUGAUGUUGUCACUGUCACUGUUGUCACCGUUGUUGUUGUCACUGUUGUCGCUGUUGUCACUGUUGUCAUUGUCAACGUUGUUUCUGUUGUCACUGUUGUCGCUGUUGUCGUUUACACUGUUGUCGCUGUUUUCACCGUUGUCACUGUUGUCGCUGUUGUCACCGUUGUCACUGUUGUCGCUGUUGUCGUUGUCACUGUUGUCGCUUUUGUCGUUUUAACCCCUGUCGCUGUUUUCACUGUUGUCACUGUUGUCGCUGUUGGCACUGUUGUUGUUGUCACCGUUGUCACUGUUGUCAGUGUUGUCGCUGUUGUUACCGUUGUCACCAUUGUCACGGUUGUCACUGUUGUCACGGUUGUCACCGUUGUCACCGUUGUCACCGUUGUAACCGUUGUCACUGUUGUGACCGUUGUGACCGUUGUCACCGUUGUCACUGUUGUCACCGUUGUCACCAUUGUCACCGUUCUCACCGUUGUCACUCUUGUCACUGUUGCCACCAUUGUCACUGUUGUCACGGUUGUCACCCUUGUCAACAUUGUCACUGUUCUCACUGUUGCCCCUGUUGUCACCGUUGUCACUUUUGUCACUGUUGUAACUGUUGUCACUGUUGUAGCUGUUGUCACCGUUGUCACCAUUGUCACGGUUGUCACGGUUGUCACUGUUGUCACCGUUGUCACUGUUGUCACCGUUGUCACUGUUGUCACCGUUGUCACCGUUGUCACCAUUGUCACGGUUGUCACGGUUGUCACUGUUGUCACCAUUGUCACUGUUGUCACUGUUGUCACCGUUGUCACUGUUGUCAUCGUUGUGACCGUUGUCACCGUUGUCAUCGUUGUCACUGUUGUCACCCUUGUCACCAUUGUCACCAUUGUCACCGUUGCCACCAUUGUCACUCUUGUCACGGUUGUCACCGUUGUCACCAUUGUCACUGUUCUCACUGUUGCCGCUGUUGUCACCGUUGUCACCGUUGUGACUCUUGUCACUGUUGUCACCGUUGUCACUGUUGUCAUCGUUGUCACCGUUGUCACUGUUGUCACCCUGUCACUGUUGUCACCGUUGUCACCGUUGUCACUGUUGCCACUGUUGUCACCGUUGUCACCGUUGUCACUGUUGUCGCUCUUGUCGAUGUUGCCAUAAUUGUCACUGUUGUCACGGUUGUCACCGUUGUCACCAUUGUCACUGUUCUUACUGUUGCCUCUGUUGUCACCGUUCUCACGAUUGUCACCGUUGUCACUCUUGUCACUGUUGUCACCGUUGUCACUGUUGUCACUAUUGUCACCAUUGUCACUGUUGUCACUGUUGUCACCGUUCUCACUGUUGUCACCGUUGUCACCGUUGUCACUGUUGUCACGGUUGUCACCGUUGUCACCGUUGUCACUGUUGCCUCUGUUGUCACCGUUGUCACUCUUGUCACUCAUGUCACCGUUAUCACUGUUGUCACUGUUGUCACUGUUGUCACCGUUAUCACCUUUUUCAUCAUUGUCACUGUUGUCACUGUUGUCACCGUUGUCACUGUUGUCACGGUUGUCACUGUUGUCACCGUUGUCACCGUUGUCACCGUUGUCACCGUUGUCACGGUUGUCACAGUUGUCACUUUUGUCACCGUUGUCACCGUUGUCACUGUUGUCACCGUUGUGACUGUUGUCACCGUUGUCAUCGUUGUCACUGUUUUCACCAUUGUCACCAUUGUCGCCGUUGUCACCGUUGUCACUGUUGUCACUGUUGCCACCAUUGUCACUGUUGUCACGGUUGUCACCGUUGUCACCAUUGUCACUGUUCUCACUGUUGUCACCAUUGUCACGGUUGUCACAGUUGUCACUGUUGUCACCGUUGUCACCGUUGUCACCGUUGUCACUGUUGUCACCGUUGUCACCGUUGUCACCGUUGUCAUCGUUGUCACUGUUGUCACCAUUUUCACCGUUGUCACCGUUGUCACUGUUUUCACUGUUGCCACCAUUGUCACUGUUGUCACGGUUGUCACCGUUGUCACCAUUGUCACUGUUCUCACUGUUGCCCCUGUUGUCACCGUUGUCACCGUUGUCACCGUUGUGACUCUUGUCACUGUUGUCACUGUUGUCAUCGUUGUCACCGUGGUCACUGUUGUCACCCUGUCACUGAUGUCACCGUUGUCACCGUUGUCAGUGUUGCCACUGUUGUCACCGUUGUCACCGGUGUCACUGUUGUCACCGUUGUCACUGUUGUCACAGUUGUCGCUCUUGUCACUGUUGCCACCAUUGUCACUGUUGUCACGUUUGUCACCCUUGUCACCAUUGUCACUGUUCUCACUGUUGCCUCUGUUGUCACCGUUCUCACGAUUAUCACUGUUGUCACUCUUGUCACUGUUGUCACCGUUGUCACUGUUAUCACUGUUGUCACUAUUGUCACCAUUGUCACUGUUGUCACCGUUGUCACCGUUGUCACGGUCCUCACUGUUGUCACCGUUGUCACCGUUGUCACUGUUGUCACUGUUGCCUCUGUUGUCACCGUUGUCACUCUUGUCACUCAUGUCACCGUUAUCACUGUUGUCACUGUUGUCACUGUUGUCACCGUUAUCACCUUUUUCAUCAUUGUCACUGUUGUCACUGUUGUCACCGUUGUGUCUGUUGUCAUUGUUUUGACUGUUGUCACCGUUGUGACUGUUGUCACCGUUGUCAUCGUUGUCACUGUUUUCACCAUUGUCACCAUUGUCGUCGUUGUCACCGUUGUCUCUGUUGUCACUGUUGUCAUUGUUGUCACCGUUGUCACCAUUGUCACUGUUCUCACUGUUACCUCUGUUGUCACCGUUGUCACCGUUGUCACCGUUGUCACUCUUGUCACUAUGGUCACCGUUGUCACUGUGGUCAUCGUUGUCACCGUUGUCACUGUUGUCACCCUGUCACUGUUGUCACCAUCGUCACCGUUGUCACCUUUGCCACUGUUGCCACUGUUGUCACCGUUAUUAAGGGUCUCACCGUUGUCACUGUUGUCACUGUUGUCACGGUUGUGACCGUUGUCACUGUUCUCACUGUUGCCUCUGUUGUCACCGUUGUCACCAUUGUCACUGUUCUCACUGUUGCCUCUGUUGUCACCGUUCUCACGAUUGUCACCGUUGUCACUCUUGUCACUGUUGUCACCGUUGUCACUGUUGUCACUGUUCUCACCAUUGUCACCGUUGUCACUGUUGUCACUUGUUGUCACUUGUUGUCAACGUUGUCGUUGUGACUGCUGUCGCUGUUGUCGCUGUUGUCGCUGUUGUCGUUGUCACCGUUUUCGCUGUUGUCGCCGUUGUCACCUUUGUCAGUGUUGUCGCUUUUGUCGCUGUUGUCGUUGUCACCAUUGUUGCUAUUGUCACCGUUGUCACUGUUGUCACCGUUGUCAAUGUUGUUGUUGUCACUGUAGUCGUUGUCACUGUUGUCGGUGUUGUCGUUGUCACUGUUGUAGCUGUUGUCACUGUUAACGCCGUUGUCACUGUUGUCACUGUUGUCGCGGUUGUCACCGUUGUCGUUGUCACUAUUGCUGAUGUUGUCGUUGUUACUGUUUUCACUGUUGUUGUUGUCAGUGUUGUCGCUGUUGUCGCCGUUGUCACUGUUGUCACUGUUGUCACUGUUUUCGCUUUUGUCGUUGUCGCUGUUGUGGCUGUCGUCACCGUUGUCACUAUUGUCGCUGUUGUCACUGUUGUGACCGUUUUCAUUUGUACUGUUGUCGAUGUUGUCGUUGUCACUGUUGUCAUUUUCACUGUUGUCGCUGUUGUCACCGUUGUCACCGUUGUCAUUGUCAUUGUUGUCGCUGUUGUCGUUGUCACCGUUGUCACCGAUGUUGUUGUUGUCACUGUUGUCACGGUUGUCGCUGUUUUCGUUGUCACCGUUGUCACUGUUGUCACCGUUUGUUGAUAUUGUUGUUGUCAUUGUUGUCGGUGUUGUCGUUGUUGUCAUUGUCACCAUUGUCGCUGUUGUCAUUGGUAACGCCGUUGUCACUGUUGUCACUGUUGUUGCUGUUGUCGCUGUUGUGUUUUCACUGUUGUCGUUGUUGUCACCGUUGUCGUUGUCACUGUUCUCGCUGUUGUCGUUGUCACUGUUGUCUCCGUUAUUACUGUUUUUACCGUUGUCGAUAUUGUUGUUGUCACUGUAAUCGUUUUCACUGUUGUCGAUGUUGUCGUUGUUACUGUUGUAGCUGUUGUCGUUGUCACUGUUGUCGCUGUUGUCACUGUUGUCACGGUUGUCAUUGUCACCGUUAUCGCUGUUGUCACUGUUGUCACUGUUGUCACCAUUGUCGCUGUUGUCACCGUUGUCGCUGUUGUCAUCAUUGUCACUGUUGUUACUGUUUUCACUGUUGUCGCUGUUGUCGUUGUCACGGUUUUCGCUGUUGUCACUAUUAACGCUGUUGUCAGUGUUGUCACUUAUUGUUGUCACUGUUGUCGUUGAUGUGGUUUUCACUGUUGUCGAUGUUGUUACUGUUAACGCUGUUGUCACUGUUAACGCUGUUCUCACUGUUGUCGCUGUUGUCACUGUUUUGUCAGUUGUAGUUGUUACUUUUGUUACUGUUGUCGCUGGUGUCACUGUUACCACUGUUGUCGUUGUCGUCGUUUUCACUGUUGUCGCUGUUGUCAUUGUCACUGUUAACGCUGUUCUUACUGUUGUCACUGUUUUGGCUGUUUUCAUUGUUGUCAGUGUUGUUUCCGUUGUCGUUUUUACUGUUGUUGCUGUUGUCGCUGUUUUGACUGUUGUUACGGUUGUCGUUGUCACUGUUGUCGCUGUUGUUAUUUUCACUGUUGUCGUUGUCACUGUUCUCGCUGUUGUCGUUGUCACCGUUAUCGCUGUUUUCACCGUCGUCCCUGUUGUCGCUGUUGUGACUGUUGUCACCGUUGUCGCUUUUGUCGUUUUUACUGUUGUCACUGUUAAUGCUGUUAUCACUGUUGUCAGUUUUGUCGCUUGUGUCGGUGAUGUUGUUGUUACCGUUGUGGCUGUUGUCGUUGUCACUGUUGUCGCUGUUGUCACUGUUGUCACUGUUGUCGUUGUCCCCGUUGUCGCUGUUAUCACCGUUGGUACUGUUGUCACUGUUGUUGCUGUUGUCGUUGUCACUGUUGUUGGUGUUGACACUGUUGUCGCUGUUGUCGUUGUCACCGUUGUCGCUGUUGUCACUGUUAACGCCGUUCUUACUGUUGUCACUGUUUUCGCUGUUGUCACUGUUGUUACCGUUGUCGUUGUCACGGUUGUCGCUGUUGUCGUUGUCACUGUUGUCGCUGUUGUCGUUGUCACCGUUGUCGCUGUUGUCUUUGUCACCGUUGUCGCUGUUGUCGCUGUUGUCGCUGUUGUGGUUGUUGGCACUUUUGUCACUGUUGUCGCUGUUGUCUCGGUUGUCGUUGUCACUUUUGUCGCUGUUCUCACUGUUGUCACUGUUGUCGUUGUCACUGUUGUCGCUGUUGUCGUUGUCACUGUUGUCGCUGUUGUCACUGUUGGCGCUGUUGUCGCGUUUGUCAUUGUUGUCGCUGUUGUCAUUGUUACUGUUGUCGCUGUUGUCACUGUUGGCGCUGUUGUCACGUUGUCACUGUUGUCGUUGUCUCUGUUGUCGCUGUUUUCACUGUUGUCGCUGUUGUCGCGUUUGUCACUGUUGUCACUGUGGUCGUUGGUUCUGUUGUCGCUGUUGUCACUGUUGUCACUUUUGUCAUCGUUGUCACUGUGUUCACUGUUAACGCUGUUGUCACUGUUGCCGCUGUUGUCGUUGUUACUGUUGACGCUCUUUUCACCGUUUUUGCUGUUUUCACUAUUGUCGCUUUUUUCGUUGCCACCGUUGUCGCUGUUGUCACUGUUGACGCUGUUGUUACUGUUGUCGCUUUUCUUCGCCGUUGUCGCCGUUGUCGCUAUUGUCACUGUUGUCGCUUUUGUCGCCGUUGUCACUGUUGUCACUGACAGCGCUGUUGUCGUUGUCACCGUUGUCGCUGUUGUCGCAGCAACAUUGACAAGAGCCAGAACACUGUCAACAGCAAUGAGAGCGACAAGAGUGGUAAUAGUGACAACAGCGAUAGCAGCGCAACAACUACCGCAGUGACAAGAGCGACAAUAGCGAGAACAGUGACAAUAGUGAAAAGAGCGACAACAGCAACAACAGCGAUAACAGCGACAACGGCGACGACAGUAAGUUCAUCAUCAUCCUUUUACGGGUUUAAUAUGAACCAAUUCAAAGAGCUUUCCCAGUUGACUUUUUAGUUGAAAUGGUAGUGAAGUGCACCUUUAUGGCAGAGGUCAAAGGUUUGAUUCCCGUACUUGCUUGCCUUUUUUCAGGCCUUGUUUUUGCAACUGCAAAAGUUUCGUCUAUACCUGCGAUGAUCUUCUUUCAUAUAAUUCUUCACUCCGCAUUUCUCAUAUAUGGUUUUCAUAUAUUCAUAAGUUUAAAAUAUAUUUUCUUUAUUUUUACACUCAUCGUUUUGCUAUCUCCACCCGUAAAUAGCAAGAGCUAGACGAGGUGGGCGGAGUGAAAAGUUUACAGCAGUCAUAAAUAUGAAAUGAGAAGAACCUUUGAAGAUUAUAUUAAAGUAAACUAAAGAAACUAUGCGGAUGAAUAAGAAUUACAACAAACAAGCUAGAGUUAUAAAGUAGUCUUACAGACUGGAAUUACAAGACGUUUUUUUCAAGAUGAUAUGCUAUUAUUUUUUUUACUCGCUUGUUCAUAUAAUGUCCCAUUUUAAUUUGAUCACUUUUACAAGAUAGGUGGGGUGACCUGCUACAUGUUGUUUCACCUAUCUGGGGUCCACGCCCUUAGGAGGCAUGAUUGACUGCAUUUUUAAAUAGGCCAUUUUAGAGUUAUGGAUGGAAGCAAGGCUGGAGUUGACCUCGUUUUGAUAGAAGCUAUCCUACUUUAUACUGUAAAUUAAGUUAUUCUUAUACUAACUCGUAUUUUUCAAGGGCAAUUUCCAUAGCAAGUAAAGGAGGUUUGUAUCAAAACAAAGUCACCGUCAGCCUCACAGUCACUCGAAGGCUAGGGUACUUAGUCCACAACUGUAAAAUGGUCUGUUGUGAAGGUGGACUGUGUAACUUUGAUUUGUCGCAGGUACCAGGCCUCCUCCGUACUCUUGGGAGAAAUGGAACCUCAAACUUUUAGAACCAAGCAAUAUUAGGGAACUACAGGAUGACAGAACACAGUCUCUGAAAGGUAAACCAUGUCGACUGCAGCUUAGUUUUAGCAUCAAACAAAUUGACUUGCUAUCUACUCUGCUGAAAACUGAAGCUAAGGCCGGACGCAGUUAAUGGACUUCGGUUGAAAUCUUCUUUGUCGUCUUCAGUCCUCAGUUCUUUUCUUCAAAUCCAGUUCUUUCGAUCUCUCAUAAUUAUUCUCGCAAGCUUUUUGGUGGACGCGCGCUAGAACAACUAUUUGACUGCUUGUCUCCCUUUCACGGCUAAUCAGUAAUUUGUUUAAUUUCUUCAUAUCGCAAGGCUUUUGAAAAAAAGUCAGAAAUCAGUAGUCGUAUUUGUGCUUCCUUUACUUGACAGCUAAUCGUUUUCAGUUCUCUGAGGUAAUUAUGACUUUGAACAGAUGCAUUGGACCGAACUACAUGUCAAGCGAAGUUUGGGGUUCUAAAAAGCAUAGUCCUCGACACAUCAUCUCUUUAACGGAUUAGACACAAGCUAACAAUUUUUUAUCAACUAAGAAAGUAUCUUUUUAUUUUAUUAUAGCGAAUAUGUCGUUUGACUUGGAUUUGGUCCUGGAUGAAUACAGUCUCCCAGUUGGUAAAGAUAGGCGCGGUACAUUGGCAGGACAAUACUCGCCCUCAAGAAUGGGGUUAACCGUUAUUCCCUCAUUUGACAGCACUGAGGUAUUUUGGCAAGAUAAUUACCGAGAUAACGAGAAACGAAGCAAGUAUGAUCGAUCACACUACGUUAUAAAAUAGACUUUGCCAGACUUAAACACGACACACGUAGACAGCUGUUUUGUCUCUUUAAAGGUGAUGGUACACGAGACGAUUCGCAACGACUUUUUAUACUGAGCGCAACACAGCGUUGCAACAUUGUUGCGACAUUGUUUCGAAUGGUUACAACAUUGGUCCAACAUUGCAGCGCUGUUUUGUGCUUAAAAUCGUCUCGUGUAAUAUCACCUUAAGGGGCUCAAGAAAUCACUUGUUGUGAUUGUGAUUUGUUUUUUGGGGAGAGGGGGAGGGAGGGGAGUAGGGGAGAGACGAGUGACACCCAAAGAUCUCGCACCUCCCCCUCUAAAUCCCCCUCAUAACAUUAUAUACACUUUCAUUCUGUCAGGAACAGUGAUGUGGAAGUGCAAUGAUCAACGUGAUUAUUGUUUUUUUAUUUAUUUUCCACUUUUUGCAGUCACAUGAAAUCGGCCCAGGUCCCGAAUUUGAGCGCGUGGGUUUUAAUCUUCUGGGUAGAAGCCCGCUGGUGACGCAUUUUCUGAAGAUGAGGGAGCUGAUGGGCAAAGAACAACAACCCGUGCAGCCUGUAGGCCGCACUGAAGUCGCUAAGUUACAGUAUCCUUUUAAGCUUGGACGCAUUUGCUCUGUGGUACCAUGUUUGUACGGCCACGGACUAGACACACCUAGUGUAUAGUUUAAACUAACCCCUUGUGGAGGAUACCUUGAUAUUAGGGAGCUUAAGCAACGACGUCGGUGAUGGGAACGAGAACGGCAAAAUGACAAUAGGUUUAUAUUAGCGAAACAACAACUCUGCACGUGCAUCACGCAUUUUAUGUGCCUUUCUUAGCCGUCGUUGAACGACUACAACGUGAAAUUGCCAAGUUUCACGUUUUGUCGAGAACGGGAACACAAGACAACUUUCUUUUUCUUUUCUUAAACUUUGAUACAGUCUUUUAGAGUUAAACUCUAGAAGGAUUUGCCAACAUUUGACGAAUUAAUCGAGAUGGAAUGAGUGCGAUCAUAAAGUUUGAGACAGCGAGAAUUCACAUUUUAAAUGCUGUUUUCGUAGCCGUCGCCGUCGUCGUUGCUUAAGCUCGCUAUUUAACAAUUAUUCCUCGAGCCCGAAUGGGCUAUGAGUCAAUAGCCCAUGAGGCCGAAGGCUGAAUGGGCUAUUGACUCAAAGGCCAUGAGUGCGUGAGGAAUAAUUGUUUUAGAAAAAUCCAACUAGCUGGUCAAAAAUAACGAGAGUAAAAAAGAUUUAGCUUGUUAAAGCUAGACUUUAACCCUUUUUUGCCGCCAAAAAGCCCGCGCUUUUCGCUACUAGCAGGCUAUAACAUAUAGCCUAGUAAUAGCUCAACCAGUCAGAACGCAGCAUUGAUAAUAGACCACUAGUUGAAUUUUACUUAUACCUGAUAGAGGGGCGGACAUUGGGGGACUGUCAACACCGCAACACCGCAAAAAAGUUGAUGAAACACCGACAUUGCAAUUUGCAAUUCCAUCAAUCUCUGUAUCUGAUUGAAAAAGGAGGAUCUCGGAGCUGGUUCGGAUUUAGUGAAGACUCAGACUUACCUGAAUAUUCUAAGAACUCUAUUUCAGUCACGCAGAUAUAAAGAAUGCUUGGUGGCCCCUCUCCCCCCCGAUACUACCACCGGUGUGUCCGUCAAGACAAUCCCGGAAAAGCCCGCGUUUUGCUCUCCAAGGAAAAACUAGAGCACUAGAGAACUUUUAGAUGUCUUCCUCGAAACUCAAACCUUAACCUGUUCUUAGACCUGCCGCACCAACAUACAGACAAGUUAUAAAAGACUGUAAAAAGACAACUAAGACGCUGAACAACCAUUAUCAAAGGUGAAGAACUACAAGUCGUAACGAUAUGACGAUAGGGACGUUUAGAUAAGACUCCACGAGUUCGAGGUUUUAGAUCAAGUGUUUAAUAGCUAUCCUCGGAGACUCACAGGCAGCUAGUCGGGUAAUGGCAUUUUCGUGGGCAAAACUGUUAUAUACAACAUCUUUCGCCCACGAAACUCCCUUCGUUUGACUAACGAGCUGCCCCUGGGCCUCCGAGGAUGAGUGUAUUUUUGUGGCUUGGCAAUCUCUUUUCACGCCAUUCCUAUCCCUAAAAUCCCCUUUAAACUGUAUUCUUUGAUCAGAAACCGGAAAUAGUGAGAGGUCUGAGGAACACAACUUAGUUGUAUUAAAUUGUUUUAAGUUUGCUAUAAACAAUGUCACGAGGCAAAAAGGUUGGAUUUGCGUUACUUUCCUCAUCAAAAGCUGGAAAGCACAAAACUUUUAUCGUUUAGACACAAAUUUCAAAACUAGGAUUGAGUGGCGUUGACCCAGCGGAGGAGGAAGGGGUAAAUUUUUAAUCGUGAACUAGAUUAACGGUAAACAAAUCGCUGAAGCUAAAUAUCUUAUAAUUGCAGAGUCUUAGACACAUCUGAACAAGAGAGCUUGAAGAUCCAGAAACAAAAGCGAGCCGCCCUAGCGAAGCUUCAAAGGUAGGCUAUUUUUUUCGAGCUGUACCUGUUUUUCUACCCAAUGACUUAUUGCUUGAAAACUUCCUCUAACUGGUGUCUGACUUUUUGAAAGGUCGGAUCACUAGAGUGGGUUUGAAAUUAGCUCUUACCUAAUAGAGGCCGUUAAAUUUUAGGACGAGGGCGACUACGAGUACGAGAUUUGACUUGAAGUCUUUUCGCGUCUUCUCAAAAUAUACAGAGUGUUUCAAAAGUUCGUUCCGAUUUUUUAUUGGCUUAAAUUUCACCAAUUAUUAAAAAAAUACUUUUUUAAAACUUAGUAUGUUAUUCAUUAUUCAUUGAACAUUGAAUAACUAAAAUAUUAGUCACCAGAAUGUCUUCCUGUAUUUUUUCUGACAUUUUCUAAGCGGUGAGGUAUAGAAUGUACGAGCUCCCAAAGCGUGUCCAAAUUCACAUUCUUCAGGCGAAGCGUAGUCACUGUCGUAGCUUGUCCAGUGUUUUGGGGGCUGGAUCUUUGUAUGUCUCGUCUACGAUAAUUCAGAUGGUCUCUAGGGGGUUCACAUCACGUGAGUUUGCCGGCCGGUCCUCUUUUGGUAUAAAGUUGGCAAAUCCUUCUGACACCAUGCUUGCAUGAAGGGUGCACCGCCUUUUUCUCUUCAAGGUUUUCCAACCUUUUUUGGUAAUUUAUCCUCAUACCGUUGUGCUCCAAACUUUGAUCGAUAAUGUGAAAUUGAAUUUUUUUUACCUUUCUGUUUGUGGAAUUAUUACACAUACACUUACAGCUUUUUCGAUAAUGUUUCUCACGCAUUUUGUGAAAAAACGGCCAUCCACUCCUUAGUUUGUCUUCUAAGGUCUUUACAUUUGACUACUUGUUCGGUCAUCGUUCACACUUCUUGGACAAUUUGGCAAUUUUUGUUUUGACUGAAUGGCCAGAAGACCAUGAAAAUAGAUGCCUGAGCUCUAGCACAAACAUUGUAGGCCUUCAUUUUCAUGAAGGGGUAGAGAAAAUAAAAGAAAACGAUAAAAAUACCAAAAUAGAAAACCUACAAAAUGGGCAGGAAAAGUAUGGCGGGGAAAAUCCUCGCGUACAUGUACAUUUGGGGCAAAAAUUAAAAAAAAUUGUAAUUUCUUCAAAUUUUAGUUUGCAAUUGCUUUGAACGGUUAUUUAGAUAAAUUUGUUACCUGCAUCAGUUUACAUUUGCCUAAAGAAGUAUUAAAUGCUUUGCUCAAAAUACAAUUUACAAUCGGAACGAACUUUUAAAACACCCUGUAGACUUCCCGGGAAGCUUCAUUUUACCAUUUUUCACGAGACAAGUUAGCAUUGUUAUCUUUAGUGAAGGAGGUUACGCGCUCUCCCAGUCGUAAAAUGAUAAAACUUUUAACAGUUGGUAUCUUGUUUUCGCCACCACGAGAUUCGCGCGAAAACUCGUAUUAGAAUGACGACGGCUACCACGUUUUCCCGCCAAAAUAGGGACUUUAAGAUCCAAUGACGCGGACGGUAACGAGAACGUCAAAAAAGCAAUAGGUUUUAUUAGCAAAACAACAACUUUGCACGUGCACCAUGCUUUUUUGUACAUUUCUCUGCCCGUUUUUGCACGACUACGACGUGAACAUGCCUAAUAGGACAAUUGCACGAUGACGAUAUUUGACUACAACUACCACAAUUCAUUUCGGUUUUGCUUUGUUAUUUAAAUUUGUCAAUCCCGCUGAGGAUUACAGAACAAUUGCCUUAAUUUGCAUAAGAAAACAACAAACUCAAGGAUUCUGGUAGUUGUAGUCAAAUGACGUCAUCGUGCAAUUGUCCUAUUUCGCGUUUUACCGAGGACGUAAACAAGCAACGACGAAAUUUUAUUUCUCUUACUGUACUUGGAUAUGGUGCCUAGGAAUUCAACUCCAGGAGGGUUCGCUUACAUUUGACAAAGUAAGUGUGUAGGAAUAAUUGCGAUAUACACUGAAAGAACGCAAAUUCACUUUUUAAGCGACGUUCUAAUUGCCGUCGCGUCGUUGGAUCUUAAAGUCCCUAAAAUCUCGCACUCGUAGUCGCACUCGUCUUAGAAUCUAAAGGCCUCUAAUAGCUAUUUUUCUUGUUUUUUAAAGGGUUGAAACAAUGCUUCCCAAAUGCUUGACGAUCUUUUAAUUCUUCAGUUGAGAUUUCGGAUAGUUUUGGUCAAUACUAAACUCAAACGAAAUAAACCGUUAAACUUGAAGUUCUUUUGAAUGUUUUUCUCUUUGCUACUAUUCAUGCAUCGCUACAAAGUGUGGUGGAAAUAGGUAUCCUGUCCAAAAAAACUCUUUGCAAUCGUUUUAGUCGAAAAUUUCCGGAAAUUCGUAUGUUGUGCAGCAUAUUUUUCUUUUCAGUCAAGCUAACACGGGAAACAAAAUCCACCCAAACCAAACAUAUAACGAACAUACACGAAAACAAUUUAGCCAGAUAAAUGAAAAGAGUCAACAAGAACAAACAGACAGAGAAGCCACACGCAAAAUAGUCUGCGUAGCAGGGCCUUGAAAGGGGUAUCGGCUCAAGAAAAAACGGGUUGCGCGAGGGGAGCCUAGCAGUUUGACGUGUGACACAAGCUACUCACUACGAUAAUAGCAUCAACAACGGAAUUUUCUGCAGAUAUGUCGGAUUUUUGGUACUUUGUGACUUGUGCUUGAAACAUGAUUAUUACAAAAUUAAUACCAGGCUUGGAUCUCUUUUCUACUAGGUUAAAGAAUGACUUAGUGCUGAAAAAUCAAGACAUAAAAAUGAUCAACGAGAGACUUCUUGACUUAAUGGUGAGUAGCUGUUGAUGGUCAAUUGAGCCGAGAUGCUAGAAUGUUAUGCUUCAUUUAUCACCAGCACAGAACAAAGCUCAGUUAGGCUAUCCCUUUUACCAUGACUCUCCUCCUUUUAUGCAUUGAUCGGUCAGCCAACUCAUUCAGUUAUUCGAUAGGUGGGUCGUUCAGUUAGUGAAUCAAAUGGUCAAACCGUCAGCCAGCCAGUUGGUCUGUCGGUCGGUUGGUUGAUCGGUCAGUCAGUCAGUCAUCCGGUUCCUCGGUCAUUCGGUCGAUGGGUCAGACAGCCAGUCAGUGCGAAAAAAUCGUAGUUCUCGCCAGUAAAUUUCGAUUUUUUGAAUUUCUUCUUCUCAAAACGUGCAGGCUGAAAGCGUGCGCAUGUACAUGUGCAGAUAGCGGUUCUGCUGCAAUCGAAAUAGACUCGGCAAGAAAGCCUUUAUGACAUGUUUUUGUCUACACCAGCAGUAGGCGAAUCUUUGUUUACACUUUUUGCCUCAUUAACAUGUGCUUAUCACAAUCUGAUGACGCUAAUAAAAUAAAAACUCUGAAUAUUGAAAGAACGUAACAGUUUCAGUUAUCCCUGAAAAUUUGAGCCCAAAACACCGAAUGGUUUCGGAGAAAUUCUCUUCUGAAAACUCGAAAUUUUACAGAGAAUGUAUGGCUCAUUAACCUUUUUUACCAAAAUCAGCAAUUUUAACAGUUUUUGAUUGCUGAUAUUUUUUCAAUAAAACACAAAGAAAUUGAAAAUUUUGUUUUGCAAAUUGCUCAACUUAAUCAGCUCUUUCAAGUUUUGCAUUUAGUUCAUAUGUGCGGCCACGGCUUCUGUGAGUUAAGUCGUAUGCUAAUGAGGAAAAAUGUUAACAGUGACGUCAGCAAAGAUUCGCCUAUAGCUUUUUCAGUGUGAGUCUGUCCUAUCUACGGUGGUUUCAUUCAGCUAGAAAGCCGAUAACUACCUUUAUUGUUGAAUCUUUAGGCCCAGCCUGAUCAUGCGGCAACAGGGUUCCCCAAAAGUGCUUUAGAGCAAUCCUCGGAUGACGAAACGUAACGAAUGAUUUUGUUGCACAGCUGGUAAAAGGUUGCCCCAG
Messenger RNA from Porites lobata, 28136 nucleotides. Lineage: Eukaryota; Metazoa; Cnidaria; Anthozoa; Scleractinia; Poritidae. The record is from the annotation of a GenBank genome assembly.